ACCUUUGACAACCAACGGUGCAAUGUGAUGUUUAUUGCGUUUGUCACAUUGUUUAUAACCGGCUGCAACUGUGAAUUCUGACAAACAUACAGCGCAAAAUACGGAUCUUUCAAGUAAACCACGAGAAACACAACAUUCGUGUGAGAAUAUUUAUUUCGAAAGCUGCAAACAAAUAUUUGCCAAAAGUGAAAAGUGAAUUGUAUUGAUGAGUGAUUGGCAUCUUGCCUGAAAAAAAAGUCCUUCCGAACCAAAAUGGCUCACAAGCGCAAAGCUGACGGGCAGAUGCCGGCAGAGGAGAACGAUUUGCUACUGAUACGACCUCUAGGCGCCGGCCAGGAGGUCGGUCGCUCGUGCAUCAUGCUCGAGUUCAAGGGCAAAAAGAUCAUGCUCGACUGCGGCAUCCAUCCGGGGUUGUCCGGGAUGGAUGCGUUGCCCUUUGUGGAUCUGAUCGAGGCGGACGAGGUCGACCUGCUGUUUAUAUCGCACUUCCAUCUGGAUCACUGCGGGGCGCUGCCGUGGUUUCUGCAGAAGACCAGUUUCAAGGGGCGCUGCUUUAUGACGCACGCAACGAAGGCAAUCUACCGGUGGAUGCUGUCGGAUUACAUUAAGGUUAGCAACAUCAGCACGGAGCAGAUGCUGUACACGGAGGCGGAUCUGGAGGCGAGCAUGGAGAAGAUCGAGACGAUUAAUUUCCACGAGGAACGGGACGUGAUGGGGGUGCGUUUUUGGGCCUACAAUGCGGGUCAUGUGUUGGGGGCGGCGAUGUUUAUGAUUGAGAUUGCGGGGGUUAAGAUUUUGUACACGGGGGAUUUCUCCCGGCAGGAGGAUCGUCAUUUGAUGGCGGCGGAAAUUCCCGCUAUGAAGCCGGAUGUGUUGAUCACGGAGUCGACCUACGGGACGCACAUUCACGAGAAGAGGGAGGACCGGGAGAAUCGAUUCACUACGCUGGUGCAGAAGAUUGUCCAGCAGGGUGGGAGAUGUUUGAUACCGGUGUUUGCGCUGGGUCGCGCUCAGGAACUGUUGCUGAUACUGGAUGAGUACUGGAGUCAGAAUCCGGAACUGCAGGAGAUCCCCAUCUACUAUGCAUCCUCGCUGGCGAAAAAGUGUAUGGCAGUGUAUCAAACGUACAUCAACGCUAUGAACGAUAAGAUUCGGCGCCAGAUUGCGGUCAAUAAUCCGUUCGUGUUUCGACACAUUAGCAAUUUGAAGGGAAUCGAUCACUUCGAAGACAUCGGGCCGUGCGUUGUGAUGGCUUCGCCAGGUAUGAUGCAGAGUGGGCUCUCGCGGGAACUGUUCGAGACGUGGUGCACCGAUCCCAAGAAUGGGGUUAUCAUUGCCGGGUACUGUGUGGAGGGGACACUCGCCAAAACGGUGCUGUCGGAACCGGAGGAAAUUACCAGCAUGUCUGGACAGAAGCUACCCCUCAACAUGUCGGUUGAUUACAUUUCAUUCUCGGCUCACACCGAUUAUCAGCAGACAAGUGAGUUCAUUCGGUUGCUCAAACCGACGCACGUUGUUUUGGUUCAUGGGGAACAGAAUGAGAUGAAUCGGUUGAAGUCGGCGUUGACGCGAGAGUACGAGAACGAUCCGAACGCAGAUAUUACACUGUACAAUCCGAAGAAUACUCACGCGGUGGAGUUGUACUUUAGGGGUGAGAAGACUGCCAAGGUUAUGGGAAGCUUGGCCGUGAAGAGCCCCGAGGAGGGUCAGAAGCUGUCGGGAGUAUUGGUUAAGCGAGACUUUAAGUACCAUCUGCUAGCGGCGUCCGAUUUGUCAAAAUACACCGACAUGAGCAUGUCGGUGGUGACCCAGCGCCAGAGCAUCCACUGGCAGGGUUCUGUUGCCAGUUUGAAGCUGCUCCUCGACCGGAUAGGCGGUCCUGGAACGGUCACUAGCGACCCGCCGGAUAACGAGAAAACGUUCAAAGUGUUCGACUGCAUCACGCUCACGUUUGACGGGAAGUUUGUGGUUAUGGAAUGGCAGGCGACUCCGGUGAACGAUAUGUACGCCGACACGGUGCUGGCCAGUAUGCUGCAAUCCGAGCUGAGCGGCAGCAUGGUAAAGGGUUCGGCGGGCCAGAAAGCGGACAGUAUGCACUACAAGGAGUGCCUGAUUGAAACGCUGCAGGAUAUGUUUGGGGAAAGUUCGGUGCCGAAGCUGUACGAGGGCGACAACCUUUGCGUGACAGUUAACGGUACCAUGGUGAACAUCAAUUUGACCACAUUGGAAGUCACAUGUGAGAAGGAUGAGAUUCUCUGCCAGACGGUAAAAACGGCAGUCAAUCAACUGCACCAGAGUCUAGUACAAACAUCUUAGGUGUUUCGCACCCUGAAACAUUAAUUGUUAUUAAGACAUCUCAGUUACGAGACCUAUAUUAUAUUGAAUAUGAAUACGUA
Messenger RNA from Toxorhynchites rutilus septentrionalis, 2396 nucleotides. It is a transcript of the gene Cpsf73, whose product is annotated as cleavage and polyadenylation specificity factor 73. NCBI's taxonomy places the organism in Eukaryota, Metazoa, Arthropoda, Insecta, Diptera, Culicidae. Gene Ontology annotation, cellular component: mRNA cleavage and polyadenylation specificity factor complex. The transcript is spliced from 4 exons. The record is from RefSeq and is a predicted model, not a curated record. Gene Ontology annotation, biological process: mRNA 3'-end processing by stem-loop binding and cleavage. Bases 253 to 2316 code for a protein of 687 amino acids. Gene Ontology annotation, molecular function: RNA binding; 5'-3' exonuclease activity; RNA endonuclease activity.